CUCGCGCUAGCCGCUUCCGCCCGGCGGAGCAGUGCCGGCGGGCUCUCGACCGCGGGGCGAUAUGGCGGCGGCGGAGUCCCGAUGGCUGCUGGGCCGCCUCACUCCGGACGCCUACGCGAGAGCGCAGAACGGGAAGCUGUACCUCGCCACCUUCGCUGCUGUAUUGGGCCCGCUGAGCUUUGGCUUCGCGCUAGGCUAUAGCUCGCCUGUUAUUCCGGAGCUGGGCAAAACCAACGAUCCUAAACUAAGGUUGGACAGCAACCAGGCGUCGUGGUUCGGGUCUGUUGUAACAUUAGGAGCUGCUACUGGAGGAAUACUGGGAGGCUAUCUUGUGGAUAAAGUUGGGAGAAAACUGAGUCUAAUGCUAUGCUCAAUACCAUAUGUUUCUGGAUAUGUAGUUAUUAUUUCUGCUCAGAAUAUUUGGAUGCUUUAUUUUGGAAGAAUACUGACCGGCUUAGCCAGUGGAAUUACUUCACUUGUUGUUCCAGUGUAUAUAUCUGAAAUAUCUCAUCCUAAAGUUCGUGGUAUGCUUGGCUCUUGUGUUCAACUGAUGGUGGUGACUGGCAUACUGGGAGCCUACAUUGCAGGAAUAACACUAAAAUGGCGCUGGCUGGCAGUAUUGUGUUGUUUCCCAUCCUGCAUAAUGCUUUUGUUCAUGUUCUUCAUGCCUGAAACACCGAGAUUUCUGCUGAACCAGAACAAACAUUCAGAAGCCAUAGCCUCUUUACAGUUUCUGCGGGGACCACAUGUGGAUCAUGAAUGGGAAUGUAGGCAGAUUGAAGCUAAUGUUGAGGAGGAGGGAUUGAGUUUCUUGGAGUUCAAGAAUCCUUCAAUCUACAGGCCACUUCUUAUUGGUGUGGCACUAAUGUUCUUCCAGCAAGUAACUGGCAUUAAUGCAGUUAUGUUUUAUGCAGAAACUAUCUUUGAAGAUGCAAAUUUCAAGGACAGCAGAAUGGCUUCUGUUGUUGUUGGUUCCAUACAAGUAUGUUUCACUGCAGUGGCUGCACUUAUCAUAGAUAAAACUGGACGAAAAGUACUACUUUACAUAUCUGGGAUCAUCAUGGCUCUCAGUACUGCAUUGUUUGGGCUGUACUUUAAAAUGGUCCUUCCAAAUCCAAACAACUCAUCGCAUCCUGAUCUACUCUUCACCUUAAAUACAGUAUCCCCAGGAACAGAAAGCAACCUCUCCUGGCUUGCUGUAGUGAGCCUAGGGCUCUUUGUUGCUGGUUUUGCCCUUGGCUGGGGUCCCAUCCCAUGGCUGGUGAUGUCUGAAAUUUUUCCACUUAAAGCGAGAGGCAUUUCCAGUGGCGCUUGUGUGUUAACAAACUGGGUUAUGGCCUUUUUAGUAACCAAGGAAUUUCAUGAUCUUAUAGGUUUCUUAACAUCCUAUGGCACAUUUUGGCUCUUCUCUGCCUUCUGUUGCAUGAAUGUAAUUUUCACAGCUUUUUAUGUUCCUGAAACAAAAGGACGGACCCUGGAACAAAUUGAAGCAUACUUCAGAAGAUCUUAACCCCAAGGCUCUUAUAUUGAUGUGAAACUUUCAUAUCAUGAACUAUGCUGCCAUUGUUAAACUAUCUGUAUCACUUAGCAGACUUCUCAGUGACACAAUUUGAUUGAGAAAAAUAUUUUUUUUUAUUAAAAAAAAUAAAGGGAAUCUGCACACA
Molecule: messenger RNA, 1664 nt
Organism: Rhea pennata
Lineage: Eukaryota; Metazoa; Chordata; Aves; Rheiformes; Rheidae
Gene: SLC2A8
Product: solute carrier family 2 member 8
Exons: 10
Coding region: 62-1510 (482 amino acids)
Biological process (GO): D-glucose transmembrane transport
Cellular component (GO): membrane
Source: RefSeq, a predicted model, not a curated record